AUGAGUAUGAUGUAUUACGGUAAUCUCACGGAGAUGUGGUGGAAUUUCUCUCUUUUGGUGGAUAAUGCGGUUCUUUUGUACGAACAACAACGCAAGAAGAAGACCGUUUCUUGGAAACAUGAAGACGAACAGAGAAUCUUCUUUUACUUCCCAAGAAGACCAAGAUCAUCGUCGGUAAAGAAACCUCUUCGAAACCUUAAAGAAACCACUUCUUCUUCUCCGCUCUUCGAUCUCAACAAGAUUCCCUCAGAGAUGACAACGACAAAAAACCCACAAAACCUUAGUUCCCUAUCAUCUUCUUCUUCCUCUUCGUGCGUAACAGAGAACAACAACACAAGCCGCAAGAGACGUGCCGUGCAAGAAGGAAACCCUAGUUUCAAGAAAGCAAAGAAGGUCUCACCUUUAUUCUCAUCAUGGGAGGGGAAAGAUACUCCGGAUUGGAUGAUCCAAUUGAUGAGAAGCAUGAGAGGAUCCUCAGACCCGAUGCUAAUCUUUGAGAAGACUCUGUUCGAAACAGAUGUCAAACCAAGCCAGAGCCGUCUCUCAAUCCCUUUCCACAAACUGAUCCGAAAAGACUUCUUGACACCUGUUGAGACGAGAAUCAUGGAGGAAGACAUCAACAACAACGAGAAGAUGGGUGUGGGAGCGGUUCUUGUUGAUCAAGGCACUAGGAAGUGGGGUGUGUUUCUCAAGAGAUGGGAGAUGAACGGUUCUUGGAACUACGCUUUGGUUUGUGGUUGGAACGAUGUCGUCAAGGCCAAUGGAUUGAAAGGUGGCGACAUCAUUAGUCUUUGGUCUUUCAGGUGCCGAGGAGUCCUCUGUUUUGCCCUUGUUCCCCUUCCCAUGUGA
Messenger RNA from Eruca vesicaria subsp. sativa (arugula), 849 nucleotides. Lineage: Eukaryota; Viridiplantae; Streptophyta; Magnoliopsida; Brassicales; Brassicaceae. The record is from the annotation of a GenBank genome assembly.